GCCAUCUUGAAACCAACUUCGCAAACUUUCGCAAAGUGUUCUCGCAGUGGAAGCUGCGCGGGAGGCCGGGCGCGCGGUCCCCGGUGUCCCCACCAGGGGCCCCGGGGAGGCGGGGCCCAGGCCGCCCCGAGGGCCUGGUGCCCAGCGCGCGGGUGCCGCCCCCCGGUCGCGCCGAGUGGAUGCGGAGGUGCGCCGGGUGCAUGGAUUGUACUUGGGGGCCCGGCUCGGGCUCGGGCUCCGGGCCAUGGCGCCCUCGCCGCCACCCGUGCUGCCCUUGCUGCUGCUGCUGGCCGCCGCCACCGCCCUGCCGGCGCUGGGGCUGCAAGCGGCCGCCUGGGAGCUGCGCGUGCCCGGCGGGGCUCGCGCCUUUGCCCUCGGACCCGCCUGGACCUACGCCUCGGACAGUGCGCGCACGCCUGACGCGCCGCAGGAACUGCUGGACGUGAGCCGCGACGGGCGGUUGGUGCGGCAUCAGAGCGGGCAGGUGCCGGGCCCAGGGUCCCGCGGCUGCGUGCACCUCGGGGUGCGCCAGCUGCCGCUGCAGGUCCGCCUGGCGGCCGGAGGCCCUGGAAAUAGUGCCUGGCGGCUUCGGGGCAGGCAAGCGCUGGGCAUGGAGCUACGUGCUCGGGACAUGCUCUCAGCACCCGGGCCCAGAGGGGCUCUCUGCUUCCCAGUCCCUGGAAGUGGUGGAGGUGGCGGCACGGCCACUGUCCCGGACUGCUGUUGCCGGCCACACCCCAGGUCCCUCUGCCUGCGCCACCACGUCUGCCUGCUGCCCGGCGGCUCUGUCCGCUGGCGCCUGCUGUGUGCUGGCGCCGCCCGAGUGGACCUGGCGUCGGAGGCGGCCCCGUCGCCUAGCCCGACGCCGGCCCGGGCCAGGGCUGGGGGCGUGCGACGAGCGCGGCGGGGCGCGGGCGGCAGUGCUAGCCCGCAGUUCCCACUGCCCAGCUACCAGGUGUCGGUGCCCGAGAACGAGCCUGCAGGCACGGCAGUUAUCGAGCUGCGCGCACACGACCCCGACGAGGGCGAGGCCGGGCGCCUAAGCUACCAGAUGGAGGCACUGUUCGACGAGCGCUCCAGCGGUUACUUCCUCAUCGACGCGGCCACGGGCGCUGUGAGCACGGCCCGCGCAUUGGACCGCGAGACCCAGGACACACACGUACUCAAGGUCAGCGCCGUGGACCACGGCUCGCCGCGGCGCUCGGCUGCCACCUACCUCACCGUCACGGUCAGCGACACCAACGACCACAGCCCUGUCUUUGAGCAGGCAGAGUACCGCGAGCGCGUGCGCGAGAACCUCGAGGUGGGCUCCGAGGUGCUGACCAUCCGUGCCACAGAUGGCGACGCGCCCUCUAACGCCGACAUGCGCUACCGCCUGCUGCAGGGCGGGCGCGGCGUGUUCGAGAUCGACGCGCGCUCAGGAGUGGUGCGCACGUGCGCUGCGGUGGACCGCGAGGAGGCGGCGGAGUACCAGCUGCUGGUGGAGGCGGACGACCAGGGCCGCAACCCAGGCCCGCGCAGCGCCACGGCCACGGUCCACAUCACCGUGGAGGACGAGAACGACAACUACCCGCAGUUCAGUGAGAAACGCUACGUGGUGCGCGUGCCCGAGGACGUGGCGGUCAACACGGCCGUGCUGCGCGUACAGGCCACUGACCGCGACCAGGGCCAGAACGCGGCGGUGCACUAUAGCAUCGUCAGCGGCAACCUCAAGGGCCAGUUCUACCUGCACGCGCUGAGCGGCAGCCUGGACGUCAUCAACCCGCUGGACUUCGAGGCCAUCCGCGAGUACACGUUGCGCAUCAAGGCGCAGGACGGGGGCCGCCCGCCGCUCAUCAACUCCUCGGGACUGGUGUCCGUGCAGGUGCUGGACGUGAAUGACAACGCGCCCAUCUUCGUGAGCAGCCCCUUUCAGGCCGCCGUGCUGGAGAGCGUGCCGCUCGGCCACUCGGUGCUGCACAUCCAGGCCGUGGACGCCGACGCCGGCGAGAACGCACGCCUGCGCUACCGCCUGGUGGACACGGCCGCCCGGGCCGGGGGUGCUGCUGCCAGCCCUGGCUCGUUCCCCUUUCAGGUACACAACAGCUCGGGCUGGAUCACAGUGUGCGCCGAGCUGGACCGCGAGCAGGUGGAGCACUACAGCUUCGCAGUGGAAGCCGCAGACCAUGGCUCCCCCGUCAUGAGUGCCUCGGCCAGCGUGUCCAUUACCGUGCUGGACGUGAAUGACAACGACCCUGUGUUCACGCAGCCCGUGUACGAGCUGCGUCUGAACGAGGACGCGGCUGUGGGCAGCAGCGUGCUGACGCUGCGCGCCCGUGAUCGUGACGCCAACAGUGUUAUCACCUACCAGCUCACAGGCGGCAACACCCGCAACCGCUUCGCACUCAGCAGCCAGAGCGGGGGCGGCCUCAUCACACUGGCCCUGCCGUUGGACUACAAGCAGGAACGCCAGUACGUGCUCUCCGUGACUGCGUCCGAUGGCACGCGCUCGCACACGGUGCAGGUCUUCAUCAACGUUACAGAUGCCAACACGCACCGGCCCGUCUUCCAGAGCUCGCACUACUCGGUGAGCGUCAGUGAGGACCAGCCUGUGGGCACCUCCAUCGCCACCAUCAGCGCUACGGAUGAGGACACGGGUGAGAACGCGCGCAUCACCUAUGCCCUGGAGGACCCCGUGCCCCAGUUCCGCAUCGACCAGCACACGGGCACCGUCUAUACCACCGCCGAGCUGGACUACGAGGACCAGGCUGCCUACACGCUGGCCAUCAUGGCCAGGGACAGCGGCAUCCCCCAGAAGUCCGACACCACCUCGCUGGAGAUCCAGGUGUUGGAUGCCAACGACAACGCCCCCCGCUUCCUGCGGGACUUCUACCAGGGCUCUGUCUUUGAGGAUGCCACCCCGUCCACCAGUGUCCUGCAGGUCUCUGCCACUGACCGGGACUCGGGCCCCAAUGGCCGGCUGCUCUACACCUUUCAGGGUGGGGAUGAUGGUGACGGGGACUUCUACAUUGAGCCCACGUCAGGCGUGAUCCGUACUCAGCGCCGGUUGGACCGAGAGAAUGUGGCUGUGUACACCCUGUGGGCCCUGGCCGUGGACCGGGGCAGCCCGGCCCCACUGAGCGCCUCGGUGGAGGUCCAGGUGACCGUCCUGGACAUCAAUGACAACCCGCCCGUGUUCGAGCGGGAUGAGCUGGAGCUGCUGGUGGAAGAGAACAGCCCCGUGGGGUCGGUGGUGGCCAGGGUCCACGCCCACGACCCCGACGAGGGCCCCAAUGCCCAGAUCAUGUACCAGAUAGUGGAGGGUAAUGUGCCUGAGGUCUUCCAGCUCGACCUGCUCAGUGGGGACCUGCGGGCCCUGGCUGAGCUGGACUUCGAGGUGUGCCGGGAGUACGUGCUGGUGGUACAGGCCACGUCGGCCCCGCUGGUGAGCCGGGCCACCGUGCGCAUCCGCCUCCUGGACCAGAACGACAACCCGCCCGUGCUGCGGGACUUCCAGAUCCUCUUCAACAACUACAUCACCAAUAAGUCCAAUAGCUUCCCCGGCGGCGUGAUCGGCCGCAUCCCUGCCCACGACCCAGACCUCUCCGACAGCCUCAACUACACCUUCGUGCGGGGCAAUGAGCUGCACCUGCUCCUGCUGGACUCUGCCACGGGCGAGCUGCAACUCAGCCGAGAUCUGGACAACAACCGGCCACUGGAGGCACUCAUGGAGGUGUCUGUGUCCGACGGCAUCCACAGUGUCACGGCGCUCUGCACGCUCCGCGUCACCAUAAUCACGGACGACAUGCUGACCAACAGCAUCACCGUGCGGCUGGAGAACAUGUGGCAGGAGCGCUUCCUCUCCCCGCUGCUGGCCCUCUUCGUGGAGGGCGUGGCCACUGUGCUGUCCACCACCAAGGACGACGUCUUCGUCUUCAACAUCCAGAACGACACGGACGGCAGCGGCAACAUCCUCAACGUGAGCUUCUCAGCGCUGCUGCCGGGUGCCGGCCGCGGCCGCUUCUUCCCGUCGGAGGAGCUGCAGGAGCACAUCUAUCUGAACCGCUCGCUGCUCACCACCAUCUCCGCCCAGCGCGUGCUGCCCUUCGACGACAACAUCUGCCUGCGGGAGCCCUGUGAGAACUACAUGAAGUGCGUGUCGGUGCUGAGGUUCGACAGCUCCGCACCCUUCAUCAACUCCACCAGCGUGCUCUUCCGGCCCAUCCACCCCAUCAACGGCCUGCGCUGCCGCUGCCCGCCCGGCUUCACCGGCGACUACUGUGAGACCGAGAUCGACCUCUGCUACUCCAGCCCCUGCGGUGCCAACGGCCGCUGCCGCAGCCGCGAGGGGGGCUACACCUGCGAGUGCUUCGAGGACUUCACAGGGGAGCACUGUGAGGUGAACGCCCGCUCAGGCCGCUGUGCCAAUGGUGUGUGCAAGAACGGGGGCACCUGCGUGAACCUGCUGGUUGGCGGCUUCCACUGUGUGUGCCCUCCCGGCGAGUUCGAGCGGCCGUACUGCGAGGUCAGCGCCCGGAGCUUCCCGCCCCGGUCCUUCGUCACCUUCCGUGGCCUGCGGCAGCGUUUCCACUUCACCAUUGCACUUGCGUUUGCCACGCGGGAGAGGAAUGCCCUGCUGCUGUACAAUGGCCGCUUCAACGAGAAGCAUGACUUCAUCGCCCUGGAGGUGAUUGAGGGGCAGGUGCAGCUCACCUUCUCAGCAGGUGAGAGCAGAACCUCUGUGGCUCCGCAGGUUCCGGGAGGCGUGAGCGAUGGGCGCUGGCACUCGGUGCAGGUGCAAUAUUACAACAAGCCCAACAUUGGCCGCCUGGGCCUGCCCCAUGGGCCGUCGGCAGAGAAGGUGGCCGUGGUGACUGUGGAUGACUGUGACACCGCCGUGGCUGUGCGCUUUGGAAACCUUGUCGGCAACUACAGCUGUGCUGCCCAGGGCACCCAGAGCGGCUCCAAGAAGUCCCUGGAUCUGACGGGGCCUCUGCUCCUGGGCGGGGUCCCCAACCUGCCCGAGGACUUCCCUGUGCACAACCGACAGUUCGUGGGCUGCAUGCGGAACCUGUCCAUUGAUGGCAGGAGUGUGGACAUGGCGAGCUUCAUCGCCAACAAUGGCACAAAGACAGGCUGUGCCGCCCAGAGGAACUUCUGCGAUGGGACCUGGUGCCAGAACGGGGGCACCUGUGUCAACAGGUGGAACACUUACCUCUGUCUGUGCCCGCUCCAGUUUGGCGGGAAGAACUGCGAGCAAGCCAUGCCCCACCCCCAGCGCUUCAGCGGCGAGAGCCUCGUGGCCUGGAGCGAGCUGGACAUCACCAUCUCCGUGCCCUGGUACCUGGGGCUCAUGUUCCGCACCCGGAAGGCGGACGGCGUGCUGGUGGCGGCCACCGCGGGCGUGUCCUGCAGGCUCCUGUUGCAGAUCCUGAACAGCCACAUCCAGUUCGAGGUGUCCCAUGGGCCAUCCGACGUGGCGUCCAUGAGCCUGUCCAGGUCCCAGGUGACCGAUGGGGAGUGGCACCACGUGCUGAUAGAGCUGCAGAGUGCCAAGGACGGCAAGGACAUCAAGUACCUGGCCGUCAUGACCUUGGACUACGGGAUGGACCAGAACACGGUGCAGAUCGGGAACCAGCUCCCGGGCCUGAAGCUGAGGAGCAUCGUGGUCGGGGGCGAGGCUGAGGACAAGGUGUCAGUGCGCCGCGGAUUCCAGGGCUGCUUGCAGGGAGUGAGGAUGGGGGAGACGUCCACCAACGUGGCCACACUGAACAUGAAGGAUGCGCUGAAAGUCAGGGUGCAGGAUGGCUGUGACGUGCAGGACCCCUGCGCCUCCAGCCCCUGCCCUCCGCACAGCCGCUGCCAGGACACCUGGGAUGACUACGCGUGCGUGUGUGAGGCGGGCUACUUCGGAAGGAAGUGUGUGGAUGUGUGCGAGCUGAACCCCUGCGAGCCUGUGGCAUCCUGUGUGCGCUCCCCCAGCUCCGUGAGGGGCUACACGUGUGCAUGUGGGCCUGGCCGCUAUGGGCCCUACUGUGAGCACAGGGUAGACCUUCCGUGCCCCCGGGGCUGGUGGGGAAAUCCCGUGUGUGGGCCCUGCCUGUGCGCCGUCAGCAAAGGCUUCGACCCUGACUGCAACAAGACGACCGGCCAGUGCCAGUGCAAGGAGAACUACUACAAGCCCCCAGCCCAGGAUGCCUGCCUGCCCUGUGACUGCUUCCCCCACGGCUCACGCAGUCGUACCUGUGACAUGGACACCGGGCAGUGUGCCUGCAAGCCUGGCGUGGUCGGCCGCCAGUGCAACCGCUGUGACAACCCUUUCGCCGAGGUCACCAUGCUCGGCUGUGAAGUGAUCUACAGUGGGUGCCCCCGAGCGUUCGAGGCAGGCAUUUGGUGGCCGCAGACCAAGUUCGGGCAGCCAGCUGCUGUGCCCUGCCCCAAGGGAUCCGUAGGAAAUGCCGUCCGACACUGCAGCGCCGAGAAGGGCUGGCUGCCCCCUGAGCUCUUCAACUGCACCAGCAGCUCCUUCCUGGACCUCAGGGGCAUGAACGAGAGGCUGAGCCGCAAUGAGACACGGCUGGAUGGCGUGGGGUCUCUGCGGCUGGCAAAGGCACUGCGAAAUGCCACACGGCCGCCCGGCCUGCUCUUCGGCAAUGACCUGCGGACGGCUUUCCGGCUGCUGGCCCGUGUCCUGCAGCAUGAGAGCCACCAGCAUGGCUUCGACCUGGCAGCCACACGCGACGCAGACUUCCAUGAGGACAUGGUGCAGACGGGCAGCGCCCUCCUGGCGCCGGCCACCAGGCCCGCGUGGGAGCAGAUCCAGCGUGGCGAGGGCGGCGUGGCACAGCUGCUGCAGCGCUUCGAGGCCUACUUCAGCACUGUGGCCCAGAACGUGCGUGGCACCUACCUCAGGCCCUUCGUGCUCGUCACUGCCAACAUGAUUCUUGCAGUCGACAUCUUCGACAAGUUCAACUUCUCGGGCGCCAGGGUGCCACGGUUCGGGGACAUCCAGGAGGAGUUCCCCAAGGAGCUGGAGUCCUCUGUGUCCUUCUCCUCAGACUUCUUCAGGCCUCCUGAGAGGAAAGAAGGUGCUGUGGGCAGACCAGCCAGCCGGAGGGCCAGCCCACAGACAGCACGGCCCGCGCCCAGCACAGAGGAUGAGGUGCCUCCUGGCAGGCGAAGGCGGCACCCAGACGAGCCCAGCCAAGUCGCCGUUGCCCUGGUCGUCAUCUACCGGACCCUGGGCCAGCUGCUGCCUGACCACUAUGACCCUGACCGCCGCAGCCUCCGGUUGCCUAACCGGCCCGUCAUCAACACGCCCGUGGUAAGCACCGUGGUGUACAGUGAGGGACCCCCGGUGUCCAGCCCUCUGGAGAGGCCCAUCCAGCUGGAGUUUGCGUUGCUGGAGACCGAGGAGCGCACCAAACCUGUGUGCGUGUUCUGGAACCACUCCCUGGCCGUCGGCGGGACCGGAGGGUGGUCAGCCCGGGGCUGUGAACUCCAGUCCAGGAACCGGAGCCAUGUGGUGUGCCAGUGCAGCCAUGCGGGCAGCUUCGCUGUGCUCAUGGACAUCUCCAGGCGUGAGCACGGGGAGGUCCUGCCCCUGAAGAUCGUGACCUACGCUGCCGUGGCCUUGUCCCUGGCUGCCCUGCUGCUGGCCUUCAUCCUCCUGGCCCUGGCCCGGGCGCUGCGCUCCAACCUGCACAGCAUCCACAGGAACCUCAUCGCUGCCCUCUUCCUCUCCCAGCUCAUCUUCGUGGUUGGCAUCAACCAGACGGAGAACCCGUUCCUGUGCACCGUGGUCGCCAUCCUCCUGCACUAUGUCUACAUGAGCUGCUUCGCCUGGACGCUGGUCGAAGGCCUGCAUGUCCACCGCAUGCUGACCGAGGUGCGCAACAUCGAUGCUGGGCCCAUGCGCUUCUACUACGUCAUCGGCUGGGGCAUCCCUGCCGUCGUCACAGGACUGGCAGUGGGCCUGGACCCCCAGGGCUAUGGCAACCCUGACUUCUGCUGGCUGUCUCUCCAUGACACCCUCAUCUGGAGCUUUGCCGGGCCCAUUGCAGCGGUCAUAAUUAUCAAUACGGUCAUGUUUGUGCUGUCUGCCAAGGUCUCCUGCCACAGAAAGCACCAUUACUACGAAAGGAAGGGAGUCGUCGCCCUGCUGAGAACGGCCUUCCUGCUGCUGCUGCUCGUGAGCGCCACCUGGCUGCUGGGGCUGCUGGCCGUGAACAGCGACCUGCUGCUCUUCCACUACCUCUUUGCGGGGUGCAGCAGCCUGCAGGGCCUCUUCGUCCUCCUGUUCCACUGCAUGUUUAACAGGGAGGUGCGGAAGCACCUGCGGGCGGCGCUGGCCGGCAAGAAGCUGCAUCUGGACGACUCGGCCACCACCAGGGCCACCCUGCUGACGCGCUCCCUCAACUGCAACAACACGUACAGCGAGGGAGCCGACAUGCUUCGCACGGCGCUGGGCGAGUCCACUGUCUCGCUGGACAGCACGGUCAGGGAUGAAGCCGUACAGAAGCUGAGUGUGUCUUCCAGACCAGCACGGGGCGGGCAUGGGGAGGUGGACUCGUCCUUCAUCCCCAGGAGCUCCAAGAAACUCCACGGCCCCGACUCAGACUCGGACAGCGAGCUGUCCCUGGACGAGCACAGCAGCUCCUAUGCCUCCUCACGCUCGUCAGACAGCGAGGAUGAGGCCGGAGAGGCUGCAGACACGUGGGCCCCGGGCCAAGGCCCAGCCCACAGCACCCCGAAAGUGGACACCGUAGCCAACCACAUCCCAGCCGGCUGGCCCAACGAGAGCCUGGCUGGGAGCGACAGUGAGGAGGCGGGCGAGGCAGCCCAGCUGCGGGUGGAGACCAGGGUCAGCGUGGAGCUGCACCAGGAGGAGCGGGAUGGCGGGGGUCCAGCCAAGCCUGCCUUGCCCUGCAGCCAGCCCCAGGAGCAGAGGAAAGGCAUUCUGAAAAACAAGGUCUUGUACCCACCGCCACUACCACCAGAGCAGCCGCUCAAGUGCUGGCUGCGGGAGAAGCUGGCCGACUGUGAGCAGAGCCCCGCGUGCUCACGCGCCUCCUCCCUGGGCUCCGCCGACGGGGUCCGCGCCCCCGACUGCGCCAUCACCAUCAAGACCCCACGGCGGGAGCCGGGGCGCGAGCACCUCAAUGGGGUGGCCAUGACCGUGUGCGUGGGGAGCGCCCAGGCUGACGGCUCCGACUCUGAAGGCAGUAAUGAAACUUCAAUUUGAACCAUCAGGAACCGGUGAGGCCCGUCACCCUGAUGAGAGAGGGCCCGAGGCGUGGAGUUCCUGCAGUCCCUCGGGGGCAGGGCCCACAGACUCCGUGGCUGGUGCCAUAGCUGAGCACGGGAGGCAGCCGUCCUCGGAGGGGACACAGGCAGAGCCCUGCUGCCA
Messenger RNA from Ochotona princeps (American pika), 9388 nucleotides. RefSeq names its product cadherin EGF LAG seven-pass G-type receptor 1 (gene CELSR1). Gene Ontology annotation, biological process: G protein-coupled receptor signaling pathway; homophilic cell-cell adhesion; cell surface receptor signaling pathway. Lineage: Eukaryota; Metazoa; Chordata; Mammalia; Lagomorpha; Ochotonidae. Bases 245 to 9223 code for a protein of 2992 amino acids. Gene Ontology annotation, molecular function: G protein-coupled receptor activity; calcium ion binding. Gene Ontology annotation, cellular component: plasma membrane. The transcript has 35 exons. The record is from RefSeq and is a predicted model, not a curated record.